ACUGCAGUCCCUCCCUUUAAGGACAAGGAAGAGCACCCAGACACCAACACUCUGCAUCCCAUCUGUUUCCUGAACAUCCCAGCUUAGAGGAUUCCAAAGAGAGCUACCCCAGUGACCUUGCUCCCAGAGAAGAAGGAGGUGAAAUCACAAGAAGACCACUGGCAUCACUGCUCAGGAACAGCCCCACAGCAGCAAAUAAGGACUCCCCUUCUGCUACAUCCACACCAGCAUCUGUUGCCAUUUUCUCUCUUGAUGCAAACCUCUCUGACUCAGAUUCCACCAUAGACCGGAAGAGGGAUAUGCUGAAACAAAAGAUCUGGAAGGAAUCCAUAAUGCCAAGAGCAUGGGCUACCAUACCAUCCCGGGGACUGACCCAAAAGGACAUGGAGAUGUUGCAACAGACUUUGAAUGACUAUAGAUCUUCCUUUGGCCUGGAUGAGGCAUCACUGGAAAACAUCGCUGAGGAUUUGAACGUGACACUGGAGGAGCUCAAGGCAAACAUUAAGUCUCCACAUUUGCUCUCAGAUGAGCCAGAUACAUCCUUAACAGAGAAACUAUUGAAGUACAUUGGAAAUCCUUACUUUUCAAAGGUUUUCCACUUGCAAAAUUAUUUCAUUGACACGGUUGCAAGCGAUGUUAAAAUUAUCCUCAGUAAAGAAGAGCUUUUCACAGAGCAGCAUCCUCCACUGCACACAGCUACAUGCCAGCCUUCCUCUAGCAGACCCUCUCCUUUAAUGGCUCAACUUUUGGUGAUCAGCUUUGAAAAUUUUUUUAAGAAUUUCAAGAAGGAAAGCAAAAUCCUCUCUGAGGAAACCAUCACCUUGAUUGAAUCCCAUCUGGAGGAUAAGAACCUUCAGGGGGCAUUGUCUGAAAUUAGUCAUGCUCUGAGCAACAUUGACAAAGCCCCACUGAACAUUGCUGUGACUGGAGAAACAGGGACAGGGAAAUCCAGCUUCAUCAAUGCCUUGAGGGGAGUAAGGGGUGAAGAAGAAGGUGCAGCGCCCACUGGGGUGGUAGAGACAACCAUGAAGAGAACUCCAUACCCACACCCAAAGCUUCCCAAUGUGACAAUAUGGGACCUACCUGGCAUUGGGUCAACCAACUUCCAACCACAAAACUAUCUGACAGAAAUGAAGUUCGGUGAGUAUGACUUCUUCAUUAUCAUCUCGGCUACACGCUUCAAAGAAAUUGAUGCACAUCUGGCCAAAGCCAUUGCAAAGAUGAACACAAAGUUCUACUUUGUCCGAACCAAGAUAGAUCAAGAUGUCAGUAAUGAACAGAGGAGUAAACCUAAGUCUUUCAAUAGAGACAGUGUCUUAAAGAAAAUAAGAGAUGACUGCUCAGGUCAUCUCCAGAAGGUUCUCUCCAGUCAGCCUCCAGUGUUCCUAGUCUCUAACUUUGAUGUGUCUGACUUUGACUUCCCAAAGCUGGAGAACACCCUACUGAGGGAACUCCCAGCCCACAAGCGCCACCUCUUCAUGAUGUCCUUGCACAGUGUUACUGAGACUGCCAUUGACCGGAAGAGGGAUUUCCUCAGACAGAGGAUCUGGCUGGAGGCCCUGAAGGCUGGAGUAUGGACCACCAUUCCACUUGGGGGCUUAGUCAGAGAUAAAAUGCAGAAGUUGGAAGAGACCUUGACUCUCUACAGGUCUUACUUUGGGCUGGAUGAAGCCUCACUAGAAAAUAUUGCCAAGGAUUUCAAUGUGUCUGUGAAUGAAAUUAAGGCACACCUUAGGUCUCUCCAGUUGUUAACAAAGAACAAUGACAUGUCCUUCAAAGAAAAACUGUUGAAAUAUAUUGAAUAUAUUUCCUGUGUUACUGGGGGACCACUUGCCUCAGGCCUUUACUUUAGAAAGACUUACUACUGGCAAAGUCUCUUCAUUGAUACUGUGGCAAGUGAUGCCAAGUCUCUCCUUAAUAAGGAAGAGUUUUUGUCAGAGAAACCAGGAUCGUGCCUCUCUGACCUCCCUGAAUACUGGGAAACAGGAAUGGAGUUGUGAGGUACUAACCUUUGGACUUGCUUCAGACAUGGACUUAAAGCCUCCUUUUAAGCAGCAAACAUUUUCUGGGAAAGACCAGACGAUUCAUCUCUUUCAGAGAGAGAAUACCACUGUGGCAAGUAGAAGAGUUUCCCACGGUAUAAGAACUAUCUUCCAUUUAAGUAUCAUGAAUGAGAAUAUAUGGUUAUAUAUAUAUGUGCCACGCUCUCCGGUCAAGUCAGCUUGACAGGCUGAGGCUUGAAAGCUACUCACGAGGCAAAAGAGUUUCACAGAAACUCACUCCUGGAGUCUGGCGUUCUCUCUAACCCAUACAUUAAUUUUCUAUUCCCGAGUUAGUCUGGUGUAUGGAUCUACGAGCUCUCUUUUAAUAUUUUAUUAUAAAUGCCUCUCAAGAUUAAUUCUGUUAUAGUUAGCUUCCCCCAGUGUUCCAAGAUCCCAGAAGCCGCCGAGCCUAGAAUCCUGUGAGAAAGCAGCAAGGAAGUUUAACCUAUUCAGUAACUAAUUAAGAAUUACAAUAGACGGAGCCAGUGGCUCAUCUGGUCUGCAGAAAGAGCCUGGAAAUCUCACUGAGAUAGAAAUCUUUAGUACAGGCUACAUUGCAAACCAAAAGCAAGUUGGUACACUCUCCUGACAAAUGGAGAUUCCCCAGAUAAGAUAAGAAUUUAGCAAGGCCUAGGAAUUUAGGGGUCUGUGACAUUGCAUUAUUCUUGAGGCCUGCCAAGAGCAGAACCCCCUGGUGCUAUUAACACUAAAGUGUGAAAUUCUUGCCUGUCAUUAGGCUGAUCCUAGGCAGGACUGCUUAUCUUUAUUGUAAACAUUUACCUGGUUCCUGCAAUUCCUUUCGAAGUCAUUCCUUCGUUUUGUAUCUGGUAAACUUCAAUGUACCUUGCCUGAUGUGACUUCCAACCCCUUGUAUUCUCUGUACUAUAAAAAGUCUGAUGCUCGACCUGACAAAUUCAAUCAGAUUCUAC
This is a messenger RNA of Mus musculus (house mouse), 2971 nucleotides long. RefSeq names its product predicted gene 5431. NCBI's taxonomy places the organism in Eukaryota, Metazoa, Chordata, Mammalia, Rodentia, Muridae. Bases 300 to 2000 code for a protein of 566 amino acids. Gene Ontology annotation, cellular component: membrane. The record is from RefSeq and is marked validated. Gene Ontology annotation, molecular function: GTP binding. The transcript has 5 exons.